This is a messenger RNA of Trametes versicolor FP-101664 SS1, 537 nucleotides long. RefSeq lists its product as uncharacterized. The record is from RefSeq and is a predicted model, not a curated record. Bases 1 to 537 code for a protein of 178 amino acids. NCBI's taxonomy places the organism in Eukaryota, Fungi, Basidiomycota, Agaricomycetes, Polyporales, Polyporaceae. The transcript has 3 exons.
AUGGGCACGCCCGUCUUCGGCUUACGAGACAGCGUUGUGGACCUCGACCUUCAUCUCGGAGAUGAUCUGCAGCUCACCUUCUUCUACACCGCUGAGGAGAAUGACGAACACAUUUGGAACAGUCCUCAUGUUCACAUCUCCACCAUGCGCGCGAGUGAGGCGGGUUUGCCGUUGUCUAUCAAGUCCACAUUCAACGCCGGAGAAACUGGCCUCGAGAUAUUGCACCCCGCAAUUCUCAUCCUGUCCGCGUUCAAGCGGUGGUCCACGGCGCACACCUACACUUUUCCCAUGGUCCUCCGGAAGCUCAAGUCGGACCUAAGCGACAUCCACUUCAUCAUCGAGUGGCUUGCGGGAAGGCGACUGCGCAUACGCUUUCGUCAGUACGUGGGCAUGGCCAAGCUCGAGCUGCUCGCGGUGAUCCGACGAUACCACGACAAGUACAUCGACGACGUCGACCACAUGGACAAACUCCGAAGCAUUAUGCCUAGGGACUGGGACGUCAUGCUCUCUCUCCCAGAGACGAACACCCCUCCGUAG